GUAAGCGAGAGUGAACGUUUGCUAGCUAACAAGUGUUGGGUCUAAACGGCCAUUUGGAAACAGUUAACAUGUAAUUAAUGUUAACUAAGCUGUUUUUUUAAAUUCAUUUUUUAAGCUACAAGAUUGACUUUAUUAAUUACAAAUGGCACAAGGCGUACAUUCGGGACAGAGAGGAUUUUUGGACUUCAGUCCAACAAGGAGAGAGUACACAGACAAAGAGAACGAUGUUCCCGUCCUGAGUUUGAUCCAGUUUUCAAAGGCUCCUUUCGUAACCUUUGGAUCGGUUAAGCUGGGUACCUCCAAGUCAGCUGUUCUGAGGAUCGAGAACCCUACAGAGUAUGCUGCAGCGGAGGUUUCUGUUGAGAAGAUCCCCUCAAGUAAAGGCUUUUCAGUGGACUGCAGCACGUUCAAAAUCCAGCCUGGGGGCUCGUUCACUCUGGUGGUGACCUGGACGCCAACCGAAGAAGGUGGGAUCAGAGAGCUAAUCGUCUUAAAUGCCAGCGGUGUCCUCAAACACCAGGCUGUCCUGCUGGGGAGAGCAGAGGCACCAAAAAGGAAAAAGAAGACCUUAUGGGACACAAUCAAAAGCAAGAGAGAGGGUGAAAAAAUGACAACACUCAGAAGGAAGGUCGAGCACCCCCCUCUGAAGAUGGCUGCCAAUAAAACCUUCCAAGUGUCUCGAAAUCCACAGUACAAACGGGACAAGCCACGCAGCCCGCUCACUUCACUUAACGAGGGCAAAGGUGCCAUAGAGAGGUCCCUAACCAAGCACAGCCCCGUUGGGGAUCGCUGCCUGAAAUCAGACAAGCAGAAAGCCUUAAAUCUGAGCCAGGAGCAACAAUCUCUGGUCUUGCCAGAAAAGGAGAACGUCCAACAACUUAAUAGGAACUCUCCGCUGGUUUUGCUUGUCCCGGCUGCACAGGUGGUAGACUCUGGUAGCAUGUCCGCGAGCCCAGAUGUCCUUGCAGGAAAACCUGAAAACAAAGAUCUUACCAAAAUCCUCAACAGGACGCUGUCGCCAAUUGGGACGCCAGAGAGGUUUAAGAAGCUCAUGCCUUGGAUUGAGUCAGAAAACCCACUCCCUGCUACUGCAAAGUCUGCAGCUGCUGCUGCUGACAGUGAGUUACCUAGAAGCCCCCUCCCGUCUUUGAAAGAGGCCCUGUUUCUCAUCGACUCUGAUCUGAUCGAUGUUAACACCAGCCCUCCAGAUAAUAAUUCGAGCUGUAACUUUUCAGAUUCGCUCGAAUCUAACAGUGAAAAACACGGCUGUCGACCUGACACAGAUGUCCUCAAAGCGUCAUCUGGUAGCCCUGAGCUGUCAGAGUCCAGUGAGCCCAGACUUACUUUCUUUGUCAGCAAAAAGGCAGAGAAAGCGAGAGAGCUGGGUGUUUCAGAGGCUGAUAAACUUCCUGAAGGGACAAAAAAAGGUUCUUUCACCUCUGCCACAGUGACAAAGGGUAAGGCACCGGUGGAGGCAAAUGGUUCAAGUGGAAGGAAAAUAAAGAAGUCACGACGAAGGCUCCUGCAGAAAACGCUGGAGCUGUCUGAUGGCAGCUGUCCGUGUGAGUCAGGUCCAGAAAGUCCUAGCCUUCCUGUCAUAGACUCGGACAAAGGAAUCAGCCCGUGUGAUGACAAACCUCAGGUCCCAGAGUUUAUCUCCUCCAGCACCAGCCCGAGGCUCGCUGCCUCACCUGCACCCAUCACCUUCCCUGUCUCCUCCCCUCCACCUCUGGCUCCUUCUCGCUUUUCUUUCUCAGUAACGUCCCCACCUCAUUCAGUCCUUGCUCCUGUUGCUUUUACCGUCCCCUCUCCAACACCUGUGGGCUCAUCUUUUCCUCAUCAUCAUGACCUCUUGUCAAAAUCUAAAGUGUACGAGCAGCCCCUAGCAGUUUUUACACCUCCUCGUGUUCAGGAAGACUUGUUUCCCGUUAACGUAGUAGCGAAGAGCAAGAAGAGGAAGAGUGAGGAAUUUCUGAAAGCUGAUGGGAAGAUUGAAGAUGACAGGAAAACUGAGCAGGUAAAAAGGAGCAAGGUAGUGCCUGGGAAAACCGAGCCCCCCCGAUCAGUCCAGGAGCGGAGAGGUGCAUCACAAAGGCAGAGAACAUCAGGCUCAGUUCGCUCAGUGACCGCAUCAUCUCUAAGGACUAUGAAGUCUGCAGUUCCCGCCCAGGCUAAGCUACCACACUCCAAAGCCGUCUCACAAGGUGCUCCAUCUCGAAAGGCACCUGGUGCUCCCUCUAUGAAGACAGCAAAAGUAAUCGCUGUGGCACAGUCGAAGCUGAGCUUUAUUAAGGCUGCACAAACAGCUCUACCCAGACACCCGAUGCCGUUUGCUGCCAAGAACAUGUUUUACGACGAGAGGUGGAUAGAGAAGCAAGAGAGGGGUUUCACAUGGUGGAUCAACUACGUCCUCACCCCAGAUGACUUUAAGGUCAACACCGAGGUCGCCAAAGUAAAUGCUGUGUCCCUUGCUAUGGGCGGUGACGACAAGUAUAGUGUGCCCAAAGCUCCCACCAAAGAGGAGAUGUCCUUCAGCACUUACACAGCCAGACGCAAGCUAAAUCGCCUCCGUCGCUCCGCCUGCCAGCUGUUCACAUCUGACGCCAUGGUCAAGGCCAUUCAGAGGCUCGAACUGGAGGUGGAGGCCCGGCGGCUGCUUGUCAGGAAGGACCGCCACCUUUGGAAGGACAUAGGUGAACGUAAAAAAGUCCUCAACUGGCUCCUCUCGUACAACCCUCUGUGGUUACGGAUCGGACUUGAGACGAUCUACGGAGAGCUGAUCUCACUGGAAAGCAACAGCGACACCUUGGGCCUGGCUGUGUUCAUCCUCCAGCGACUGCUGUGGAACCCGGACAUUGCUGCAGAGUUCAGACACCCCCGAGUGCCCCACCUUUACAAAGAUGGCCACGAGGAGGCGCUGUCCCGCUUCACUUUGAAGAAGCUGCUGCUGCUCGUGUGUUUCCUGGACAAAGCCAAAGAGUCCCGGCUCAUUGAACACAACCCCUGUCUGUUCUGUGUUGAUGCUGAGUUCAAGGCAAGUAAAGACCUGCUGCUGGCCUUCUCAAGGGACUUCCUGAGCGGAGAGGGGAUCCUCCCGCGGCACCUCAGCUACCUCGGGUUACCCGUCUCCCACGUUCAGACGCCCCUGGACGAGUUCGACUUCGCUGUGAAGAAUUUGGCAGUUGACUUAAAAUGUGGCGUUCGUCUAGUGCGAGUGAUGGAGCUCCUUGUCCAGGACUGGAGUUUAUCUGUGAAGCUCCGCCUCCCGGCCAUCAGCCGCCUGCAGAAGGUCCACAACGUCGAUGUCGCUCUACAAGUUCUCAAAAGCAAAGGGAUCGACCUGAAGGACGAACGUGGCUCAACCAUUGAUUCAAGAGACAUUGUGGAUGGACACAGAGAAAAGACGCUGAGCCUGCUGUGGAAAAUCAUCUUUGCAUUUCAUGUGGAGGUGAUUCUGAAUGAGGAUCAGCUCAAGGAGGAGAUUGGCUUUCUGAAGAAAACCCUGAGGACUAAACAGAGGCUAGCAUCUCUGAAGGCCGAUCGGGGUCUUCGGCAGACGCCUGCAAAAACCCGAGUCCCGUACGAACAUGGCAGCACCAAAGUUACCCUGCUUAUGGACUGGGUCCGUUCCGUUUGUGACUUUUACAACCUGCAGGUGGAGAACUUCACCGUGACGUUCUCGGAUGGCCGCGUCCUGUGCUACCUUAUCCACCACUACCACCCGGGUCUCCUGCCAGAAGCGUCUGUCAGUCACCGCACCACUCAGACUGUCGAGUGCUCACCAAGAGGCCGACUGGAGCUCAGCUGCUCAGCCAGCGACUCCGACAGCUCCUUUGACUCCCUGCCCACAGGCCCAAACGGACCUGAUUCUCCAUCGCUGGAGUUUAAAGAGCUACUGAAGAACGAGAAAAGCAACUUCAAACUGGUCAACAGUGCGGUGUCUUUUCUGGGCGGUGUGCCCGCCAUGAUCAACCCGGCCGACAUGUCCAACACUAUCCCCAAUGAGAAGGUGGUGAUGUCGUACUUGUCCUUCCUGUGCGCUCGCCUGUUGGACCUGCGGGACGAAACCAGAGCUGCGCGGGUCAUACAGGGAGCCUGGAGGAAAUACAAGCUCAAGAAAGAUUUAGAACUCUACAAGGAAAGAAACAUGGCUGCCAUGAAAAUCCAAGUAUUUGUGAGGAAUUUUCUUCAGAGGCGCAGAGCUAAGAGGCAGAACCAGGCUGCUGUCGUCAUCCAGACCUCAUGGAGAGGUUAUGCAGCCCGCAAAAAGCUGCGACUUAGAAAACAGGCUCAACUUCGGGCUAUGCAGCAUGAAGCAGCAACCGUCAUCCAGGCUCAGUGGAGGAUGUUUUCAACCAUGAGGGCUUACCAGUGCCUCAGAUAUCAUACCAUUGUUGUCCAAGCACAAUGGCGAAUGAGGAGGGCGGCCUCCGCUUAUGGGAAAAUCUACUGGGCGUCGACAGUCAUUCAGAAGUACUCACGAGCAUGGGCCAUUUCAAAAAGAGACAGAGCACAUUAUCUCUUACUUAGGAGCGCUGUGGUAAAAAUACAAAGAGGCUAUAGAAGAUGGAAAGCUCAGAAAAUACAAAAGGAAAACUGUGCGGUCAGAGUGAUACAAGCUGCUUUUAAGAAAUGGUACGGAAGAAAAAUGUCCCAAAGAACUGCCGCUGCUGUGAGAAUCCAGUCCUGGUACAGGAUGCAAAAGUGUCUCAAUCAGUACAGAAAGAUCAAGGGAAGUGCUUUCCUCAUUCAGGCCCAGUACAGAGGCCUUGCACAGAGGCGCCGUUUUCUCACAUUAAAACUGCAGCACCACUCAGCUGUUGUCAUCCAGAGUGCCUUCAGAGGGCACGCUGUCAGAAAAGAAGUGGCGGAAAUGAGGUGUGCUGCAGUCGUAAUCCAGCGCUGGUGCAGAGCUUCCAUGACAAGAGACGCGGAGAGGAAAAAGUUUGUCAGGAUGAAAUGCGCGGCUGUUACCAUACAGGCAGCGUAUCGUGGGAAAGUGGCUCGAGAUUCUCUGAAAAAACAGGACAGGGCAGCAGCUGUGAUCCAGGCAGCUUUUAGGAAGCACGCUGCCCGUAGGCGCUACCUGAUCUUGAAAAGAGCUGCAGUUCUAAUACAGCAAAAGUACAGAGCAACACUUUUGAGUCGCAAGACAAAGAAUGAAUAUAACUCUCUGAGGGCCGCUGUGCUCACUGUGCAAGCUAACUGGAGAGGCAGAGCGGACAGGAAGAGGAUAGAAAAGUGGCAUCAGUGUGCAUCUUUUAUACAGGCUUGUUAUCGUCGGCACAAAGUGCAAGCAGAGUACAGAGCCAAGAGGGCAGCAGCUGUGGUUCUACAGAGCCAUUACAGAGCUUAUUUGGCUGGAAGGAAGAUGAAGAGAGGAUACCUAGAAAAGAAAGCGGCAUCUAUUACUGUCCAAGCUGCAUUCAGAGGGAUGAGAGUUAGGGCAGAGUUGAAGAAAAAGCACCAGGCAGCGACUGUCAUUCAGGCUUUAGCCAGGAUGUUUUUAUGUAGGAAACGUUAUCUUCUCCUUCACAGUGCAGCGAUUGUCAUCCAGAGCCAAUACAGAGCUCUUUUGCUGUGCAGGGCGCAGCUAAAUGAAUUCAGAAAACUUAAGCAGGCGACUGUUAAGAUACAAGCUGUGUUUCGGGGAUUUAGAGAAAGGCAGGACUUGAAGAGGCAACAUAAAGCAUCCAGAGCAAUCCAAGCUCACUUCAGGAUGCACAGAAUGCGUGUGGCUUACCUUGCCCUUAAGUGUGCCUCCAUCAUUAUUCAGGAAAGGUACAGGGCCAAACGGCUCAUGGAUCAACAGAUGCAGAGUUACAGAACAAUGAAACAUGCAGUCAUAGUAAUCCAAGCAGCAUACCGUGGCCACAAGGCCAGAAGGAAGAUUGCAAACAUGCACCAAGCUGCUUCAGUCAUUCAGAGAAAGUUUCUGGCCAUCCGGGAUAGAAAAAACUUCCUGGCUGUCAGAGUGGCAGUUUUGGCCUGUCAGCAGAGGUACAGAGCAGUAACCCUGACAAGAAAAGCACGGCUGGACUAUCUCUCAAAGAGAAGGGCAGUAGUUUGUCUACAAGCAGCUUACAGAGGAUAUGUAGUUCGAAAGCGGCUGUGUAUUGAGCACAUGGCAGCUGUAACAAUUCAGUCUCAGUAUAGAAUGUACCAGCAGAAAAACAACUACAAGAGGCUCUGCUGGGCAGCCACUGUAUUGCAAACACGUUACAGAGCUAACAAAAAGAUGAGAGCAGAGGUGCAUGCCCUGAGUGUUAAGAAAAAUGCAGCUGUUGUCUUACAAGCUGCCUUCCGUGGAAUGAAAUUAAGACAGAUGAUCAAACAAAAGCAUCAAGCUGCCAGUGUUAUCCAGAGAGCUUACAGAGCUCACUGCGAACACAGAGAGUAUCUCACUCUGAAAUCCUCUGUCCUAACUGUUCAGAGAAGAUAUCGAGCGUCUGUAGCAGCAAAGAAACAGUUGCAAACAUAUCAGAAACUGCGCAGAGCCGCCAUAGUUCUCCAGGCAACAUUGAGAGGCUGGCGCGUCAGGAGGGAUGUUAGCUUACAAAAUCAUGCUGCUGUUGUAAUCCAGUCAUGCUGGAGAUGUUUGGUGGAACGGCGUGUCUUCCAAAGAAAGAAAGCUGCAGCUGUGAAGCUCCAGCAGAGGAUUCGAGCAGUGCAGCUCGGCAGGCAGGAGAGAAGCAAAUACAUCCAAUUGAGGCAAGCUGCCAUCACACUUCAGAAACACUGGCAAGCCUGGAUUGCAAGACAGCAGGUUGUAAAGGCCGCUCGUGUAGAGAGGAGGCUACGUUUUACGUCGGCCAUAUUUCACCAUCUCAGUGCCAUAAAGAUCCAACGAGCACUCAGAGCUCACUGGGCUUUGGAGUCUGCUAAAAGACAGAUCCAUUCUGUUAUCACCAUACAGCGGCUGGUGAGAGCGAGGCAACAGAGAAGACGCUAUCUGGAGUACAAGCAGAAGGUGGCUACAGCUCAGAGAGCAGUCAGGCACUGGCUAGCUCGUCGCCACAAGGCUGCGACUGUCAUCCAGCAGGCUGUCCAGAAAUUCCUCCUCCUCAGGCGGCAGAAGAGGGUUCAGCAGGGUAUUCUCAAGGCCCAGGCUCUGUGGAGAGGACACUGCUCCCGCAGAUUGAAUGACAAUCCCAAAAUUGUAAAGCUGAGGCACCGCUUACGUGUGGUCACUGCCAGUGUCCGAGAGGAAGACAAACUGUGCAACAAAACUUCAUCUGCACUGGACUACCUUCUUCGUUAUAAACACUUCUCGUACAUUCUGGAGGCCUUGAAAAAUCUUGAAACCGCCACCAGGCUGUCCCCAGAGUGCUGCGAGCGGCUGGUGGAGAGCGGAGCCACUAACGUCAUCUUCACACUAAUCCGCUGCUGUAACAGGAGCGUCCCCUGCAUGGACGUCAUCACCUUCUCCAUUCAGAUACUUCUCAACCUUUCCAAGUACCACAAGACCAUUGAGGCGGUGUAUUCAGUGGAAAACUCUGUGGAGACGCUGCUGGACCUGCUGCAGAGAUACCGGGAGAAGGCAGGGGAUAAAGUGGCAGAAAAGGGUGGAAGCAUCUUCACUAAGGCCUGUUUCCUUCUUGCGCUCCUGCUGCAGGACAAGCAACGCACUGAGGAGGUCAAAAAGCUACCCAAGGUCUUGGAUAGGAUCCACAGUAUUUACCGCCUCACUGCUCGCAAACACAAGAUGGACACAGAAAGAACAAUCAUCAAGCAGAAGAUGAGCGCGUCAAUCAACGGGAGCUUCUUCGUUCCAGUGACGCCUCGUAAAUCCCGCGCUGCACCAAAGUUUGCACCAGAUUGGGUUCUCAGACGAGAUAAGCUCAAAGACAUUGUAGACCCCCUCAGGGCCAUUCAGAUGGUGGCGAACACACUGUCCAUUGUGCUGUAAAUAAACAUGCUCAUGUAUAUA
Neolamprologus brichardi is the source of this 7930-nucleotide messenger RNA. The record is from RefSeq and is a predicted model, not a curated record. NCBI's taxonomy places the organism in Eukaryota, Metazoa, Chordata, Actinopteri, Cichliformes, Cichlidae.